This is a messenger RNA of Dicentrarchus labrax (European seabass), 1139 nucleotides long. RefSeq names its product high choriolytic enzyme 1-like. The record is from RefSeq and is a predicted model, not a curated record. NCBI's taxonomy places the organism in Eukaryota, Metazoa, Chordata, Actinopteri, Moronidae. Gene Ontology annotation, molecular function: zinc ion binding; metalloendopeptidase activity. Gene Ontology annotation, biological process: proteolysis.
AGUGAGACAUCAAACUUCAAGGAGUCUCUCCACAGCUACCAGACCCACCCUGAAGAUGACUCCCUCUGUCAGUGUGCUGCUGCUGCUGCUCCUGCUCGGCCUCUCUCAGGCACAUCCUCUCACGGAGGAAGAAAGUGUUCCGGAGGUCCAAAUGGACGAAGACGACACUGUCGACAUCACCACCAGGAUCCUGACCUCCAACAAUGCCACCAAUGAGAUUCUGCUGGAAGGAGACUUGUUGGCUCCCAGAACCAGAAACGCCAUGACGUGCUGGUCCCAGAGCUGUCUGUGGAAGAAAGCCUCCAACGGCCUGGUGAUGAUCCCCUUCACCAUGAGCAGUGAGUUCACCAGCUGGGAAAGGCAGAAGAUCGACUACGCCAUGAAGGCCUUCCACAGCAGCACCUGCCUCCGUUUCGUCCCCCGUCAGAACGAGUACGACUACAUCAGCGUCGAGAACAGAGCCGGAUGUUUCUCCGCUCUGGGUAAAACGGGAGGCAGACAGGUCCUCUCUCUCAACAGACAGGGCUGCCUCUACCACGGCAUCAUCCAGCACGAGAUCAACCACGCUCUGGGCUUCCAGCACGAGCAGACCAGGAGCGACCGCGACUACUACGUCAGGAUCAACUGGGAGAACAUUAACCCGCAGAUGGCCUACAACUUCUACAAGCAGGCUACCAACAACCUCAACACUCCCUACGACUACUCCUCCAUCAUGCACUAUGGGAAAACAGCCUUCUCCAUCCAGCACGGCAGGGACUCCAUCACCCCCAUCCCCAACGCCAACGUGCAGAUCGGCCAGAGGAAGGGCAUGUCCUACUGGGACAUCAUGAGGAUCAACCUGCUCUACAGCUGCUGAUGACAAUACUACUGAUGCCUGAUUGAGAGUUCACUGUUAAGCAAACAAAUACGCUUGAAGCACAAUGCAACAAAUUAACACUUUGCUCCAGCUAUCUGUAAUUCAUCAAAAGCUACUAAAAGUGACGCGAUCUAUGAUACGGAUUUCAGCUUCUGUGACUGUAUUCUUUCAAAACGUUCAGGCAACUGAAUAUCAGUCAGAAAUGUAAAAACUGUUUGUAUUAAAGUCAACACAAAAUGAAACCAUUACAAUAAAGUUGGUUAGCAGCAGUUUGGCAGUUAAA